This is a messenger RNA of Cydia amplana, 1947 nucleotides long. RefSeq names its product sodium-independent sulfate anion transporter-like. The record is from RefSeq and is a predicted model, not a curated record. The transcript has 11 exons. Lineage: Eukaryota; Metazoa; Arthropoda; Insecta; Lepidoptera; Tortricidae. Gene Ontology annotation, molecular function: sulfate transmembrane transporter activity. Gene Ontology annotation, biological process: transmembrane transport. Bases 5 to 1894 code for a protein of 629 amino acids. Gene Ontology annotation, cellular component: plasma membrane.
AUUAAUGUCUAUAUUUUCAGGAAAUAUGAAGCUGCCAAGCCCUAAGCGGCUGCUCGGCGGCAUUUUUCCAAUACUUCAAUGGUCGAAGAGUUAUAACAUCGGGACGGGCGUUGGCGACCUGAUAGCCGGGAUCACUGUGGCUCUGACGCUCAUACCACAGUCUAUAGCCUACGCCUCGCUCGCUGGAUUAGAACCUCAGUACGGUUUAUACGCAUCGCUGAUCGGCGGUUUCGUGUAUGGGAUCACGGGCACGUGUCCGCAGAUAAACAUCGGGCCCACGGCGCUGCUGUCACUGCUGACCUUCACGUACACGAACGGCACGAGUCCGGACUUCGCCGUGCUCUUGUGUCUGACGUCGGGGCUCGUCCAGCUGGUCGCCGGCACAUUGCAGCUUGGUUUCCUCGUAGAGUUCGUCUCGCUGCCAGUCGUGUCUGGCUUCACCUCAGCAGCCGCAGUCACCAUCGCCUCAUCCCAAGUCAAAGGCUUAUUAGGCCUCAAAUUUAGCGCUGAGACAUUCAUAGCUACAUGGAAGGAGAUGUACCAUCAUAUAGGAGACACAAGAUUACCUGAUACACUGCUCAGUUUAGCGUGCUGCAUUGUGCUGUUAGGUAUGAAGGCCCUAAAGGAUAUUCACAUAGGAGUAAAAGACAAUGAAAAAAGUAAAAAAGGGGUGGUUUUCAUACAGAAAAGCUUGUGGUUCGCCGGUGUAUCGAGAAACGCGGUUGUGGUCAUCCUAGCUGCCGCUGUAGCCUUCUUUGUUUAUCUGGAUGUUGGCAACCCGUUGAUAUUGACAGGUAAAAUAACGCCAGGCCUGCCGGCACCACAAGCGCCCCCGUUCCACACGAUGGUCGGGAACGUCACCAUCUCCGGGGGCGGCAUGCUGGCGCAGCUCGGCUCUGGGCUGUUGGUCGUCCCACUAGUGGGGAUCAUCUCUAAUGUUGCCAUCGCUAAGGCGUUUUCAAACGGCAAAACACUGGACGCAACACAAGAGAUCAUAGCUCUAGGCGUUUGCAAUGUGGUGGGCGCUUUUUUCCACUCCUUCCCCGUCAACGGUUCUUUCACUCGGAGUGCCGUGAGCGACGCUUCGGGCGUACGCACCCCCGCCGCUGGAUUCGUUACUGGAAUAAUAGUGCUAUUGACUCUAGCACUACUAACCCCGUACUUCUACUUCAUCCCUCGAGCAGCUCUGUCUGCCGUAAUCGUAUGUGCUGUUCUACAUAUGGUCGAUAUUGAUAUCAUCAAGAAAAUAUGGAAGUCUAACCGACUGGAUAUAAUCCCAUUGCUGGGUACAUUUGUGUGCUGCCUUGCGCUCGGUAUAGAACUCGGUCUGAUCUGCGGAGUGGGUGUCGACGUGCUUUUACUCUUGUACUACAACUCCCGACCACCUCUCGACGUGAAAUAUAUUGAGGAAGAAAAUCUCCCACCACAUUAUUCUAUCCACCCAGUGGGCAAUCUCCAUUUUGCUGGAGCGGAAAAAGUGAGAUUAAAGCUCUCCUCGCUGAAAAAUGAUAAUAAAGCAACAUUAAAGCAACUAACGAUCGUACCUGGAGCUAAUGACGGUGUUUUAUCAAACGGAGCUGGGAGCCAGUGCAAUGGCGGUGCAAGUAAUGCGACAGGAAGAGAUAUUGCUGGCCGGAGGUCGAGUGUACUUGUGAUACAUUGCGACUGUUUGUAUAGGUUAGACUAUACAUUUUUACAGAGUAUAAAUAUGUUAGUGGCAGAGUGGUCACGCAGUGGACGAGUGGUGUGGUGCGACGCGCGCCCUCUAGUGAGAGAACAGCUGAGUGCUGUUCUACCUGACGCUGUGUUCUGUGAUACUCAGCAGUUACCAGUGGUUCUUGCCGACGCCAGCUCAUCAGCCGACCACUCAGGCGUUAGUGAUACUCAACUUUAGUGCUUCAUCUAGCUUAGCGUCAAGCUAGAUCAUAAAUAACAUUGCUACAAGUG